Molecule: messenger RNA, 4320 nt
Organism: Henningerozyma blattae CBS 6284
Lineage: Eukaryota; Fungi; Ascomycota; Saccharomycetes; Saccharomycetales; Saccharomycetaceae
Gene: NUP159
Product: FG-nucleoporin NUP159
Exons: 1
Coding region: 1-4320 (1439 amino acids)
Molecular function (GO): protein binding
Source: RefSeq, a predicted model, not a curated record
AUGGUUGAAGAGCUUCAAACGACGAUAUCUGAGGAUUUCGGUUUUAAGCAAAUUGCAAAGCCCAUAUCCAUUUUACCAAACUAUAAAGAUGAACAAUUGCCAUAUACAUCAAUUCACAAUUUAGAUAUUCUUAAUUACCCUUCAACUUCGACUCCAUUAUUUAUUGCUGCCACUUCUACUAAAGUUAUUAUCGGUGACUUGCAAAGUUUAAGGAACUUUGCUGUAUCAGAAACGGAAGAAAGCAAUUUUGAUAUUAAAUGGGAAAAAAAUGUAGAUAAUACUAUUCUGACAAAGUUUUUACCAAGUGAAAAUUUAGCUAUUAUAAUUAAUCAAUCAUUCGAUGAAAUAUAUCAAGUUGAUCUGACUAAUUUUACUGAAACAAAAUUGUCCUUUAAAUUCAGCGAUUCAAUUAGGCAAUCAAUGGUUUACGGUACAGAUUUAAUUAUUUUAUCCAAUAAUGGUUCGCUGUCGAUUGUAAAAAUAUUAGAAAAUAAUGCGUCUCCAGUCAUGUUAAAAAGUAAUACAGUAUCAUUUGAUAUCCUCAAUGAUUCAAUUUUCUGUUUUAAAGAUAAUCAUUCUGUUGAGGUUUAUUUCAUGCCAACAUUCAUCGCAAAGAGUCAGAGUGAAACACCCAAUCUAACAAUCACCCCCCCAGAUGAUCUUUUACAAGAGUUUGAUGAUCAAUAUUUACCAUAUUUGAUAAACGCAUUAGACAAAUCCACAUUUAUAUUGAUUUGGGGUGAACCUAUUAAUUUAGAAGACGUGAAUUAUGAUUUUAAAUCUUAUCUUGUUACUGCUUCAAAUGGCCAAUUUCAAUUUAAAGAAUCUUUUGAUAUAACCCCAGCUUUUGGGCAAGUGUUAAGAUAUCCAACUCUUUAUAAAAUCCCUUUAACAAACCUCUUACCAGAACCUGUUCAAUCAAUCAACCUAAUUGCAUCUUCAACUUCUUCAGAAAUCACAAUCAUUGAUAAGAAUGAAGUCUUUCAACCAGCUCAAGAUAGUGAACGAUUAUCUUUGCCUUUAAAUGAACAAACCGAUAAUGAUACAAAUCCAAUUGGGAUGUCCCUAGACAUUGCCACUACAGGAUCCAUUGAUCAACCUUGCCCUGGUGUGGAUACUGUUUCUCAAUUACCUUUAAUAUAUAUCUUAAACAAUGAAGGUCAAAUUCAAAUUAAUGCUCUUUAUAACGUCGCGCAUUUAAAAAGCAACACUUUUAAUAUUAAUGCAUUGGAAACUUUGAUAAAAAAUUCAUACAAGGAAAAUAAGGGUAAUGAUAUUCAGUUAGCCAAAUUAUCUUUGGACAAUAAUUCAGUCCAGAAUAACUCAAAAUCUGACGAUACUACAUCAGAAUCAUCAUUAAACAAGCCAGCCACUACAGACUCUCCUUUUGGCAAGCCUUUAUUUGGAUCUACAUCCACAGACUCGCCAUUCGGAAAACCUGCCCUUGGAACUACCUCCACAUACUCACCAUUUGGAAAGCCUGCAUUUGGAACUACCUCCACAGAAUCACCAUUUGGGAAACCAGCAUUUGGGUCAUCAACUACAGACUCGCCAUUUGGAAAGCCUUCAUUUGGAACUACCUCUACAUUUGGAAAGCCUUCAUUUGGAACCACUUCUACAGAUUCACCAUUUGGUAAACCUGCCUUUGGAACCACUUCUACAGAUUCACCAUUUGGUAAACCUGCCUUUGGAACUUCUUCGGCAGACUCGCCUUUCAGUAAGUUAUCUUCUAAUCAAUCACAAUCAAACGAACCUAAUUUUGGUGAUUCUAUAACGACAGAGAAAUCAGCAAAUCCUGCUUUUAGUCAACACACUUUUGGUAAGUCUAAUUUUGGCCAAACGCCUUAUAAUACGGUUAAUUCAGAAAUAUCAGGAUCAUUUGGCUCCAAACCAUUUAGUUCUUCCUUUGGUGCCUUUAGCUCAAAUAAUAACUCUAAUAGUUCCUCCCCAUUUGCAAAUUUGGGUAAAGAGAAAAUAACAACGAGUGAUGAAGAACAGAAGCCAAAAUCCUUUUCUGAUUUUCCAAAGUUUGAUUCUUCAAAUAUAAGUGCUUUUGGCAAACCUGUAUUCGGAGAGCCCAGUACUAGCAAUAUUGAAUCUCCAUUUAAGCAUCUGCUACAGAAGGAGCAAGAAAAAGACAAUACUUCCACAAGUGAUGAUUUCAAAGAUUCUACAGUCGAAAAUACAGUCGAACCAGAAGAACCCCCCCAAAAGGAUGAUAUAGAUGAAGAUAAAACUACAAAUGAAAAUAGUAAGGAUUCGACACAAAUAAAAGAUGAAUCAGCCACAGCAAAUAAUACUGUCUCUGUAUCUGAAUCAUUGAUUAAAGGAGAAACUGAUGAUGCAACACAAACUAACGAUAUACUUUCUUUCACCGAAAGAUUAAAAAAAUCAACAAACUUUUCUGGAUUAGAUAAUGAUUCUUUAAAACAGUCAUUUACUACUCUAUCCAGUAAAGGAACCUCAGCCUCUCCAUUUGCUAGUUUCCAAAAUAAUUUCUCAAAAUCUCCUAAUGCUUCUAAAUUUUCUUUUAAUAAACCAACCUCAUCAAUCACUUCUACAGACGGUUCUGCUGAGAGCACAAUUCUUAAUACAAAUUCAAAGGAAGAUCUGAAAGAAGGUCAAGUAAGUGAAAAAAAUCUAUUUUCAAAGCAACCCUUGAACACAGCAAUGGAACAUGAAAAAAAUAGUACAAUACACCAAGAAAAGGAAGAUCAUCAAGAACAAAAGGAUGAAAAUGCCCAAGAACAAAAUAUUAAAGCGGAUAUACAGACAGAAAAUAAAGAUUUUCCACAACAAGAAAAUAAUAAUUUAUUACAAAAAAGUAAUGAGGAUAUACAGCAAGAAACUGAGGAGGUUCUAAAGAAAGAAAAUGAAGUUAAUAUUCAAAAAGAAGAUCUAACUGAUUUACAAAAGGAAGACAUAGCUGCUUUGAAAAAAGAAACUGAUGCCGAUCCUCAGAAAGAAUCUAAAAAUCUUCUACAAGAUCGAUCAGAAGAAAUUGGCUCCAAUAAUAAUAUUGAUAACUGUAAUAAUGAUGUUAUAGAAGAAAAAUCAUCAGAUACUGAAAAUGAAGAUGAAUCUGAAAAAGAAGUAGAUGAGGGGGAUUUCCCAUUUCCAAACGUUGCAGAAGUACAACCUUUACCAACCGAUAAUAUUGAUGAAGAUGUUGAACAAACUGAUGGAUCUCUACCAACAUCAUUUGAAGUCAUCAGUUCUAAUACCAAUACUAAUGAUACAACACCGACUGAAGCUUCUGAUGAAGAAAAUGGAAGAGAAAUAAUGAGUCAAGGAACUCAGACGAUUAGUUUGGUUGAUACUGUAGAAUUUUCUAUGCAAACAGAUCCAAUACAACUAGUUUCGAAUGGUACACAAGUACCCCAUGCCCCUACUUCUGAUUUUGGUAUGCAAACUGCCCCAGUUGAAGUAUGUGACUUCGAACUUCAAGCAUUUGAAAAAGAAGAAUCUUACUUGGCUGACUAUUAUAAACCUAUCAAAUUAAAAAGUUAUUACCCUUGUGCAGAUGUCUCUAAUAUGAAAUUUAAUUCGACUGACCCAAUAAUGCAAAGAAUAGAAGCCACUUACUAUAAUAUUGAAGGUGAAUUAUUAGUAAUGCAAGAAAAUUCGGAUAAUUUAGGUAAAUACAUUAAGGACCAAUCCACUAUUGAAAUCCAUAAUCGUUCUUUGAAUACUAUCAAUAAUAUUUAUACUUGGAGAAUACCUGAAAUUAGUACUCUUAUGGAUCUUUUGAAAAAACAUGGUGAAAGUAUGGAGGGAAUAUACCAAAAACUGAAUUCCAUGCUCGAAGAUGUUGAAGAGUCAGAAAAAUCUAUAUCAAUAUUAUCUAAAUUUUAUUCUGAAUUCUCCAAGGCUAAGAAAGAUAUCAAGAAACUUCAAAUGAUAAAAGAUAAAUCUUUGGAAAGAUUACGUGACUUAGAUUGUCAUCAAUGGUUGAAACAAAUCAGUUUACGUAAUAAAUUGGAACAAGCUACUAAGAAAAUCAAUGAAAUUGAAGAAUUAUUAAACAUCUUGAAGCUAUACACUAUCAAAGCGGGAAGGUUGAAUGAAAAUCCAUACGUUAUAAAAUUAGCUCAAGAAUCUGCAACUCAUAAAGAUUUGUUGCUUUCGAUAAAUACUCUAUCGGAUCAAGUUCGUCAAUUGCUGGGUGACAGUAAAGCUAUAAAACCUGUUGAAAAUAUACCUAAAUUAGAAAGUAGUAUGAAAUCUUUGGAUAUUGCCCAAUUAGGUAUGUCGAUUAAUACAAAGAGAGAAAUUGGUUUAUUUUUCAAGAAUAUGGAAAUACAAGAAACUACUGCUUAG